AUGUUAAACAGAAUUUUAGCAAAAUUGGAGGACCCACAACGUCCUCUACUAGGACCAAAUUACAGUGCCCUACGUUUUUGGGGGCUUUUAUUACCAGAAAAAAUAACAAAAAGAAUCUUUUAUUUGUUCAUGCAUUUUCUUGUAACUUUUUUUACAGCCACUGAAUAUGUCGACAUCUGGUUUGUAAAAGAUGACAUAAACCUACUUCUUAACAAUAUUAAAAUAACAUUCCUAGCUACCGUAAGCGUUGCUAAGGUCAUAACAUUUUUAUCCCGACAGAAAGAUUGGAAGGCUAUCAUAGAAUACGUGAAUAAAGCAGACUUAGCUCAAAGAGGAAGCAAUAAUGUUCGGAAGAAUACAAUCAUUUGGAAAUAUACAAAAUAUUGCAGAAAAAUCACAUAUCUUUAUUGGUCUUUAAUGUAUACAACAGUUAUUAUAGUGAUGGGUCAACCGAUGUUCAAAUUCUUUUGUUCGGAAGAGUACAGAAAUAAUGUUCAAAAUGGUACAGAGACUUAUGUACAAGUCGUCAGUUCUUGGGUACCAUUUGAUAAGAAUACAGUUGCUGGUCAUAUUGCAGCAUCUAUAUUUCAAAGUUAUGCUGCUAUUUACGGCGGUGGCUGGAUAACAUCAUUUGACACAAAUGCUAUUGUAAUUAUGGUAUUCUUCAAAGCGGAACUUGAGAUGUUGAGAAUAGAUUCAAGCCGUUUAUUUGGUGAUAACGGUGAUAGUUUGAAUGAAGAGGAUACUGUUAAGAUAUUGAAAGAUUGUCAUAGAAGACAUGUGGAGUUAUUGCGAUAUACACAGUUGUUUGAUUCCUGCUUGUCUCCCAUUAUGUUGCUGUAUAUGUUUGUCUGUUCAGUAAUGCUCUGCGCAACUGCCUAUCAAAUUACAGUUGAAACAAAUCCAAUGCAACAAUUCCUGAUAGCAGAAUAUUUAAUUUUUGGAAUAGCUCAGCUCUUCAUGUACUGCUGGCAUAGCAAUGAUGUUUACUUUGCGAGUAAAUAUUUAAUGCUUGGUCCUUAUGAAAGCGGGUGGUGGUUACAAAAUGCAACUAAACAAAACCACAUUAUCAUUUUAGCGGAUCAGUUUAACAAAAAUAUUGUCUUUACUGCGGGACCCUUCAAUGAUCUAAGUGUAUCUACAUUUAUUAAUAUUUUGAAAGCAGCAUACAGUUAUUAUACUUUACUGAAAUAA
This is a messenger RNA of Leptidea sinapis, 1194 nucleotides long. RefSeq names its product odorant receptor 23a-like (gene Or-56). Gene Ontology annotation, biological process: detection of chemical stimulus involved in sensory perception of smell; sensory perception of smell. Gene Ontology annotation, cellular component: plasma membrane. Gene Ontology annotation, molecular function: olfactory receptor activity; odorant binding. NCBI's taxonomy places the organism in Eukaryota, Metazoa, Arthropoda, Insecta, Lepidoptera, Pieridae. The transcript is spliced from 5 exons. Bases 1 to 1194 code for a protein of 397 amino acids. The record is from RefSeq and is a predicted model, not a curated record.